CGAAAUACAAGAAGAGUUAGAGAAUUCCUAUCAAGAGGAUCAGCAAUUUCUCAACUCAUAUUUAAUAAUUAUAAAUAGUGUAUAGCUCAAAAUCUCACGAGAGAAAUAUUCUCUGAAGUUUCUGUGUUAAACAUUAUUUACUUCAUGUGAAUUGAAUCAUAAUAUAAAAAAAGUGAUAUACGAAGAAAAACUUUUUCAUGCAAUUUUGAACGAUAGCGCAUGCGUAGAAUAGAUAUAAAGUUUGAAUUAGAAUACUGAUUCAGCUAUCGUAAAUUCCUUUCUUUUUUUAACAUCUUAAUUUAUAAUAAAUAUUUUUUAUUAUAAAUUCGUUAUGAUAUAUCCAUAUUUCUUGUUUGAUAAAAAUUUUGCACAAAUAUGAAUAUAAUAAUUGUGCUUAUGAUCGUGAUGGAAUUAUGUGUGGCCUCACCACAAUACUAUCUUCCCUCGGGAUUCGUGUAUCAACAUCCAGCAAAUCUACUGAAUUCGGCAAUAGAAGAUACUUUACCAAACGAAUUACGAAAUAACUUUUAUAAAAAUCCGCAAAUUGCUGCUAAACUCGCAAAAGAAUCAUGGAUUUUCAACAAAGAAAUGCAGGUAAUCGAUCGUGAAACAGAUAAAAUACCACGGGAAAAAGUAUAUAAUGUUCUUCAUAAUGCAGGAUUUGUGCGAAAAUAAAAAAAUUGUAAAAAAUUUUUAAUAA
This is a messenger RNA of Apis cerana (Asiatic honeybee), 700 nucleotides long. RefSeq lists its product as uncharacterized. NCBI's taxonomy places the organism in Eukaryota, Metazoa, Arthropoda, Insecta, Hymenoptera, Apidae. The record is from RefSeq and is a predicted model, not a curated record.